Messenger RNA from Acanthaster planci (crown-of-thorns starfish), 2534 nucleotides. RefSeq names its product cathepsin Z-like. The record is from RefSeq and is a predicted model, not a curated record. NCBI's taxonomy places the organism in Eukaryota, Metazoa, Echinodermata, Asteroidea, Valvatida, Acanthasteridae. Gene Ontology annotation, molecular function: cysteine-type peptidase activity. Gene Ontology annotation, biological process: proteolysis.
CACGCGCAUUACAGUCACAUGCUUUCGUGUUUACCGCACUAGCUAGCAAAGUAACAAGAGAAAGUCCCAUAUCUGCCUACGCCUCAGCUUCAUAAUCCUGGUCUCCGAUUCACAGCGCGGAAGAAGGAUAUACUUACGGUGCUGACAAAAGUGAACGGUAGUUUGAUUCUUGAAGUACCGGAAAAGAAAACUGUCCGCUAUUUAAGUUAUACUUAAAUUAUAGGUCUCCUUGACUCCUAAUUCCUAUAUUUGUCUCAAGUUUUUGACGGUAAGUAACAAGAAGAAUCAUUCGAAAACAUGGAAGCCAAACUUUUGGCACUUACACUCGGCCUAGUUCUCAGCUCUUUUGUCUGUGUAUCGGCGCAGAAGUAUUUCCAACCAGGCAAACCGUGCUACAGAACAGAUUUGGAGAAAAAGGAGAAGGGAGUAAGUACUUAUCCAAGGCCCCACUGGGAUGUCAAGUUGUCAGAUCUACCCAAACAGUGGGACUGGCGCAACAUCAGUGGGGUGAACUAUGCCAGUACAACACGAAACCAACACAUACCACAGUACUGUGGAAGCUGCUGGUCCAUGGGCACAACUAGCUCAAUAGCUGAUCGCAUCAACAUUCUGCGCAAAAAUGCCUGGCCCUCCGCCUACCUGUCCCCUCAGAACGUCAUCGAUUGUGGCGAAGCUGGGAGUUGUGAAGGAGGAAGUCCACUGGGAGUGUAUGGCUACGCCCACAAGAAGGGAAUCCCAGAUGAGACGUGCAAUAACUACCAGGCUAAAGAUCAGAAAUGUACACCUUUCAAUGAGUGUGGAACCUGCUCUACCUUCGGGGAUUGCUUUUCAUAUCCGGAGAAGAAUUACACCCGUUGGAUGGUGGGUGAUUAUGGGCGAAUCUCUGGCCGCGAGAUGAUGAUGAAGGAAAUAUACAAAAAUGGGCCAAUCAGUUGUGGAAUUGAAGCUACACCUGAACUCGAACAGUUCCGAGGAGGCAAGGUCUACACUCAGUACAUACCACAACCAGAGAUCAAUCAUGCUAUCGCCGUAGCUGGUUGGGGAGUGGAUGAGAACGGCGUUGAGUACUGGGUGGUCCGCAACUCCUGGGGCCAACCCUGGGGUGAGAAUGGUUGGUACCGCACUGUUACAAGCACAUACAAGAACGGCUCGGGAGGCCAGUACAAUCUUGGAAUAGAAAACAGCUGUUCCUAUGGCGACGUGAUCGGAGUGUAAUUCAAGGCACCUUCAAGGAAAUAUUUUUCUACUCCAUGAGGAAAUAGUGUGAAAAAGAAUUUCAGUACAUAAUGACAUGUUGUAUAUUGGCAGGCUCCUUGAAGAAGAUUUUUGUUUUUUUUAUUUGCUUUUCUGUUUUUUCAGUGUGCUCGAAAGUAAUGUAGCUUAGAAUAGUUGAUGCAUUUACAAAGUAGCCAAUCUAAUAAGCUCAUUUAGUGGUAAGGUUAUGGCUAUGUCACUAGAGCUAGGUCCCAGUCUCCAACACAAGGGCACAUGCUAAUAGUAGACAUAGCCACAGCCCUGAUACAAAGAAAAUUCCCUCUAGAAGUUAUUGUUGUGACUUAAUAUAUUCUCCUAUGGUAAGUGGCAGCAGCCUCCGAACAGAUGCUUCCAUUGGCACAAGUGUAAUUCCUAGCCAUUACCUAUCCUUCCGAGUGCAUUACAUGAGCUGGCUCUCCCUGCUAGACUCAGACUGGCUCCCAGUCUCCCAGUGUGAUGGUCAGAAUAUUAAGGAAUGAUUGGGUACCAGCUGGUUUCCCUUUCAUUGUCAAUUGUAUGUAGUUGCCAAGGGCAGAGUUAUUUGUGCAGGUAACUUAUAUUGUGGCAAAUGGUUCUCAACUGACCUUGCUAAGCAACACAAAGUUGUUAAGCUAUAAUUCCUGCUUAGCCAACUCCUCCAACUUUGGCCCUGGUAUUCUCACUCAUACUCAGAUUUACUUUAUUCUCAAAACUGAGCAAUGCUACAGCCCUUUCGUGGCCCUCAGUUGCAAACUAAAUGCUCUUAACUCCUUUGAUUUUAUUCACAAGGUCCACACGCAACUUUCCGAACUUUUGAUCAAAACUUCUUUUGCAAAAACAGUAUUUUAAUAUUUUAGUGUGUAGUUCAGAAUUCAACAAAGAAAUAGUUGACUACAUUAUCAGAGUAUUACCUUGCCACAUGGCUUCCUAAAGCAUCGAAAUAAGCAUUCAGAGCUUUGUUCUAGUCUUCAUAAUUUUUAAUUUUUUGAACUCAUCAGGUCGAGGUUAUGUUAUGGCUGAAUAUGUUUAUAUCUGCAACCUUUCCUUUUCCCAUUUGAGAACUUAAUCUAAUUACAACUCAGGCAGUUUGUGUGAAUUUUUGGGAGCUCUCUUGGAGUCUCUUGAUGGAGCAAUUUGAGUGCACAUUGCUCUAUCAUUAGUUCUUUUUAAAGUUUUGGUAAAUUGUUGUAACCAAAAAUAAUUUUAAUCUAAUAAAUGCUGGAAAUUGCACGUUUACUACCAAUGGAAAUUUUGCAGUUAAUGAUUUGAAUAAUAAAAGGAACUUCAAGUGUCAAAGACAA